Messenger RNA from Limulus polyphemus (Atlantic horseshoe crab), 779 nucleotides. RefSeq names its product dual specificity protein phosphatase 14-like. NCBI's taxonomy places the organism in Eukaryota, Metazoa, Arthropoda, Merostomata, Xiphosura, Limulidae. Gene Ontology annotation, biological process: protein dephosphorylation. The record is from RefSeq and is a predicted model, not a curated record. Gene Ontology annotation, molecular function: protein tyrosine/serine/threonine phosphatase activity. Bases 116 to 685 code for a protein of 189 amino acids. The transcript is spliced from 3 exons. Gene Ontology annotation, cellular component: cytoplasm.
CAGAUGCUUAACGAAAAUAAAGUACAUUUAACUGACUGUACCGAUCUAGGAAGAUCUUAACAAUUUUGUUUGCAAUUAUGAUGUUUCAGGUGUUCAAGAGGACAUCUGAUCAGUGAUGGCAAUGUCUAAUGAAUUUUCAAAAGUAAAUGAUCAUCUUUUUAUUUCUGGAGCACAUGCUGUCACAGAACAAAAUUUGAAAAAUUAUGGAAUUACUGCAGUGAUCAAUAUCACUCUUACAUCUCCACCUUUUCCUUUUGCCGACCUUGAUUAUACUAGAAUAUUGGUAGAUGACUCAACUCUGGUUGACAUAACUCCUCAUUUUGAUCCAGUUGCAGAUAAGAUAAAUGAAAUUAAGAAGAAAGGAGGCAAGACCUUAGUACACUGUCUGUGUGGAGCAAGCCGUUCAGCUACGCUUUGUCUUGUUUAUCUUAUGAAAUAUCAGAAUAUGAAGCUGCGAAGUGCCUAUCAUUACCUGAAAAAACGUCGUCCUGUUGUACGUCCUAACAAUGGGUUCUUCAGCCAGUUAAUAGAAUAUGAAAAGAAAUGUUUUGGAAAGAAUACUGUCAGAAUGGUUGAGGUCCCAGGUGCAGGCCCUGACAUUAUGAUUCCAGACAUAUUUCUUAAAGAACACAACAGUUUUGCAUGGUUAACAAAUGUCAAAACUGCUCUUUCUAAAAGACAGUAAAAAUGUAAAUUAUGCUGAAGCAGUUAAUUGUGUAACAUGUAUAUAUGUGAGCUAGUUUUUUCAUGUGUUGAGUGUACAAGGUGAAUUUUUGUAU